Eupeodes corollae is the source of this 4322-nucleotide messenger RNA. RefSeq lists its product as uncharacterized. Lineage: Eukaryota; Metazoa; Arthropoda; Insecta; Diptera; Syrphidae. The coding region runs from base 123 to 4322 and encodes 1399 amino acids. Gene Ontology annotation, molecular function: zinc ion binding; nucleic acid binding. The record is from RefSeq and is a predicted model, not a curated record. The transcript has 4 exons. Gene Ontology annotation, biological process: DNA integration.
GUCUAAUUAUUUUGUUAUGUUGAAAGGUGUUUUGUUGCGAUGCAUUCCCAACGAACUGCGAGUCGAUUUCCAUCGCUACUACGAGGACUCAAACAUAAAUUCUCAUCGCUCGGAUAACGAAGAUGAUGCAGCCAGUGUUUCUUCCGCCUCAGAAAAUUCUUCGAAAACGAUUGGUGACAUACAGUAGCACAAAUCAUGAUGCCAAGGAUUGUUCCUGCACAAAAAGUAUUCCUGAAAAGAAAAAAAUGCUUGUUGCUGAGGGAAGGUGCUUUCGAUGCUGCAAAAAAGGUCACAACUCGAGGAUGUGCAGAGUAAAAGGAAUUACUUGCAAAACGUGUAAUGGACAUCAUGCUACCAGUAUGUGCGACCCUUCUUAUUGUCCAAAAAAUAAUAUAAAAUCUGUGAGUAUAAACAACGAUUCUGCCAUUAACCUGUACACAUCUGAUCGAUUGCAAAAAGGUGUUACAUAUUUACAAACAGCAUGUGCUUAUGCAAGUAGUGAAAGUUCUACCUUUUCUAUGUUCGUUCGCAUUGUCAUGGAUGGAGGAAGCCAGCUCUCGUUUAUUAAGUCAACGCUGGCACGUCGUUUGAAUUUACCAAUUGUGGGAGAGCAUAAUUUGAGCGUGAUAACCUUCGGAAGUGAAAAACCAAAGCCAAGCAAGAUCUGUAACAGAGUUCGGUUAGUACUUCGUAGCCAAUUUGAUGAUCAAGCCGUAGUGAUAGAUGCGAUUGAGGUUCCAGCUAUUUGUUUCGAUGGGCUAUCUGAGCCCACAAACGAUCGAAUUAUUUCAACAGUAAAGCUGACUUUAGCUGAUAAUCGUGCUCAUGGACCAACACUAGAAGAUGGGAUUAGCGUGCUCAUUGGUGCCGAUGCUUAUUGGCAGUUCGCAACAGGUGAACACAAGCGUCUCACAGAGAGGUUAACAGCAAUAAACACCAUUUUGGGUUGGACUAUUCAAGGACCAUCGACCACAGAACAAAAAUUAUCCGAUUCCACCUGUGCAACGUCACUUAACAUAUGUGCCUGUGAAGAUAUACAACGAUUGUGGCGGCUUGACGGUUUGGGAAUACUAUCAGAAGAUAAAAAAGAGGUAAGUGGCGAUGUUUCCUUACAUAUUAGUAGAAAAGGUGACAGGUUUGAAGCAUCUCUUCCGUGGAAAGCCAUUUCUACUCCCCUGCACAACAACAGAACGGGUGCUUUCAUACGGAUGCAAUCACUAGUGCUAAAACUUUGUGCAUCUGGAAAAAUUAUUGAUUACGAUGAAGCUAUGAACGAGAUGAUAUCAGCUGGCAUUGCAGAGCGGGUGUCUGAAGAUGUGGUUGGUGACGUUUUGUAUUAUUUACCACACCGUCCGGUGUACAGAGAAGAUAAAGAAACAACAAAACUUCGUAUUGUUUUUGAUGCUUCCGCCCACGCUCCAAAUUAUUUAUCGCUAAAUGACGUUUUGGAAGUAGGAGAGAACUUUUUAACUGAUCUUUUGCUCAUUCUUUUAAAUUUCCGAGUUGGAAAAGUUGGUCUCAUUUCAGAUAUUGAAAAGGCGUUUUUACAAAUAAUGCUGAAACCAUCAGAUAGAGACAGUCACCGCUUCCUCUGGUUUGCCGAAAAGAUUGUAAAUGAGAAAAUAUUGCCUGCAGUAAUCACCUACCGAAUGACGCGACUAUCAUUUGGCGUAAAAAGCAGCCCUUACAUUCUGGGUGGGAUGAUUCAAGAACUAAUCAAAGAAGCUUUGUUGAAAUUUCAAGAUCAAUGUGCGUCUGCAAAUGGAAGUGACGAAGAGAUGGAACGUUAUCGAUUCAUUUGCGAGCUUUUGAAAAAAAGUUUUUAUAUGGACGAUUUUGUCGCAUCUAUGGAUGAUAAAAUUGUUGCUACACAAGUUUAUCGGGAAGCCAAUGGAAUUUUUGAAAGUGCGUCCAUGAAGUUACGUAAGUGGAAUUCUAAUAACGCUUGCGUGCGGAAUGGUUUUUCCGAAGACGAACAAUUAUCUGCUUCUCCAAAGGUGCUAGGCUUGCGAUGGGUUAUAGCAACGGACGAACUUCAAGUAGAUCUUAACUCAGUGCUGAGUUUAUUGAAUUCUGUGUCCGUGCAAGGAACCAAACGCAGUGUGUUACGAAUCAUGGCAAAAAUAUUCGACCCCUUUGGUGUGCUCUCUCCAUGGACUGUUCGACUCAAAAUUCUUUUUCAAAAUAUUUGGCGCAAAAAACUAAAUUGGGACGAGGAACUUUCAUCAGACUUACAAUGCAUUUGGGAGACCUGUCGGAACGAGAUAAACGAACUUAACGAAAUAGGUAUUCCAAGGCACUUGUCCACGAGCAGAGAGGGAUCAACACAAGUACACGUUUUUGCUGACGCAAGUCAGCAUGCAUUUGGAGCUGUAGCUUACGCGAGGACAGUGCAAUGUGACGGUCAAAUUACUGUUAGAUUUAUUUGCUCGAAGAACAGAGUUGCUCCUUUCAAGAACGAUGGUCAAAACGAACUCACUAUACCGAAAUUAGAACUAAUGGCUGCGUUGGUUGCUGCUCGGCUGCACGCUUACUUGAAGGAAAACUUACGCAUUACUAUUUCUGAUACUUUUUUAUGGAGCGAUUCUCAAAUUGUUCUUUAUUGGAUCAUGGGUUCAAAUAAACGUUGGAAGCCGUAUGUAGAAAAUCGCGUUAAGGAAAUAAAAGCUUUGUCAAAAUUGUCAUCAUGGAGACAUUGCCCUGGUGUGGAAAACCCUGCGGACCUGCUCACAAGAGGUAUUAGUGCAUCAUCUCUCAUACGGUCUUCUGUUUGGUUCAACGGCCCACCUUGGCUAAUGGAGGAUAAGUCUGUCUGGCCAUGUACUCCUAUUGCUGAUACAAUUGCUGUAUGUGGUCUCUCUUUGCAUGCAGAUGAUGAAAAUGAAAACGCAGCAGUUGUAAAGUUACAGUUUGCCGAACCAGUUAUGAAUGCUAAGGAAUUUAAUUUAGAAAGCGGGAAUUUGAUUUUAUUUCCGCUGAAGAUAUCGCCAACGCUGAAAGUUACUGGAUCCAUCAAGCACCAGCACUUUCGUAACGAGAUUUCAUCUCUUCAAGCAAAAAAGGAUGAUGCCGACAAUUUUUUGAGAGUUGGUGGUCGUCUCCAAGAGGUUGAAGCUAAUCAAAACCUAGCUCACCCUAUCAUCUUGCCGAAGUCAUCUCAUAUAACUAAACUUAUAGUGAUUGAUCUUCAUGCAAGAAUCUUUCAUGGUGGUACCUCAGCAGUUCUUUCAAACUUACGCUCAAAAUACUGGAUUAUAAGAGGAAGACAACUUGUGAAAAAUAUAAUCAAAAAUUGCUUCGUUUGUAAGAUGCUUCGAGGUCAAGCAGCUUCGCAACCUUUUGCUCCACUUCCAAAAGAUAGAAUGCUGUCAGCCAAAGCAUUUGAUGUGACAGGAAUUGACUUCGCCGGUCCUUUGUAUGUUCUGGAUGUAUCUGGUCAGCGAAAAAAGUUUUACAUAUUUUUAUUCACUUGUGCAGCAGUUUGUGCUGUGCACCUAGAAUACACAAACGAUCUUACUACAGAGAGUUGUAUUCUUGCUAUAAGACGAUUCAUUGCUCGGCGAGGAGCUCCUCGCAUAAUUUAUUCAGACAACGCUACAACCUUUAAGAAGGCUUCUUCUGAAUUUAAACAACUAAGUAACGUACGAACUAGUGAACGCUUUCUGGGUUUUUUGAGUGACGCUCAAAUAAGAUGGAAGUUCAUUGUUGAACGAGCGCCAUGGUGGGGUGGCUUUUGGGAGCGACUAGUAGGUGUGGUCAAAACGGUUCUUAGGGGAGCUGUAAGACGAUCCACCCUAAACAACGAUCAGCUGCAUACAUUGCUCACGGAAGUUGAGUGUGUAGUGAAUUCGAGGCCUUUAACGUACAUGGGGGAUGACCCAUUAGACCUCGCACCAUUAACUCCUGCGAAUUUUCUCAAUGGUGGCGACAGCGGAUGUAGGCCUUCAGAAGAAAUAACUUGCAAAAAUCGAACUGGUGAUGGACUACGAAAGCAGUGGAAAGAGCGUCUACUUUUCUUAGCUGCUUUUAAAAGACGUUGGUUUAAAGAAUAUCUUUUGCAAUUGAGAACGUUGCAUCAUGCUAAAAAUUGCGCGAAUUCCAGCUUGCAAGUUGGAGAUGUGGUACUGGUGGAAGAUUCAUCGUUGCCUCGACCUCUUUGGCAUUUGGCUGUUAUACAAACAGUUUUUCCCGGACGAGAUGGUAAAAUUCGAGCUUGUGAGAUAAGACUUUCCAGCGGUUCUAUUUUACGAAGGCCAAUACAACUUUUGUACCCGUUAGAAAUUUCUAAUUCAUCCUGGCGGGAGGAUGUCAAAAAUCUUUAA